This is a messenger RNA of Phytophthora nicotianae INRA-310, 1910 nucleotides long. RefSeq lists its product as hypothetical. The transcript has 5 exons. The record is from RefSeq and is a predicted model, not a curated record. The coding region runs from base 564 to 1910 and encodes 448 amino acids. Lineage: Eukaryota; Oomycota; Peronosporomycetes; Peronosporales; Peronosporaceae.
GCCUAGUCCGUGAGAAGCAAAAAUGGUAGCUCGCCAUGAAACUCGUGCCGAUAGGCAAGCCUUCCUGAGCCGCUUGAACAACGUACAAAGUGAUGAAGAUCGAGUGCGUCUUUCUAGGGAGCACAAGCAGUUUCUUAACGGCGAACGCUCCACGGACGCCGACUUCGCGACUGCACCCCAAACGCCACGACUAGCACGGGUCCUGAGACCACCUCCUAUGGGCAAAGACGCGGCAUACAUGCUAGCAAACAAGCGCUUAGCGUCGGAGAUGCGCAAGGCUAUUGCCGCGAAGACCGUAGCUGGUUCGGGGAAGAAGGCCAUUGAGAAAAAGAAGGAGAAAGAGGAAGACGAGGCGUGGGCACCGGGCGACGACGAAGCUGAUGACGAUAACGAUGACAGCGUUUUCGAGGAGGCGGGGUUGAAUGAUGAAGAUUCUGAAGCAGAGGAUGUGGGCCAGAAAGUUUCAAAGACAGCAGCAAAAACGAAAGCAGCAGCGAAAAAUUUGACAGCCAAGAUAACCUCCAAGAAGCCCCGCAAGAGGAGUUCUCGUACCCUCGCAAAAGAUGCAAGAAUCGCAGAGGCAGCAGCUAAAAAGUGUGCAGCAGCGAAGAAGCGGCAAGAUCGGGCAAGCGCUGCACAACGUGCUGGGAAAGACGCCAAGGAAGCCGCCCUGUUACGACUUGGAGCUGCUACAAACAAGAAACGCAAUGCUGGCAAUGAAGAUGUAUCGAAGCGCCGGACAAGCCUGCAUGAGCCUUUGCCAUUGGGUGGCAUGGAUAGAGCGAAGCGAAGUCCCUAGUGUAGAUAUCCCUGCAGCUCUACCACCACCAGAUGCCGUUCCACCACCGGUGCUGGAUGACGAGACGACUGCUACGGAUGAUCACGGUUUUGACGGUUCAAAUAUCGAUGGGUUAGACCCUAACUUCAAUGAUUUAGAGGCGCUGAACUCGGAUUGUGACGACGAUGAAGACGAAAUGACCUUUGAUGAAAGCGUGGCGAACAAUGACCCUGAUGCUCCUGAUGAAAUUCCAGUAGGCGCAAAUGAUGCGACUAUUGAAGAUCCUGUUGGCACUACUGUAUUGCAAGAUGAGCCUACGUCUGUGGCAGACGAUGGAGAAACUGAGUGGCCUGUGCUAAAUCAAGACGAGAUGGUGGGAUUUGUAAAAAACGAAGCUGCAUUAGCGAGAAUGCGAAGAAGCGGUUGGUAUCUCGCUCCUGAUGAGUUUCCUCCAGAUCAACACUAUCCUGGGUUGUACAAUGGUGUCACUGGGCCGACAGAUGAACUCAAGGCAUUGGCAGACUCCCCCCUCGAUCUGUUUCUCUAUUUCAUGCCACGAACACUGUGGGAGACUAUCGCACAGCAGUCUACGUUGUAUCACGAACAGCAUUUGGUUGAAAGAGUAGAGAGGAUGUUUGAGAAGCAGCGGGUAGCUGGCAGAAAAACAAGAGAGGAGUUCAUGGAACAAGAGGCGAGGCACGGAGAUAUCAAACCACACGAAAUUGUUGUACUGCUGGGUCUCCUUAUUGCCCGUAUGAUCAAUCCGCAGCGGCGCCACUUCUACGAUCACUGGUCUACUACUUCCGUUGGUGCUAUUCCUGCUGGAACCUUUGGAAAAUUCAUGAAGAGAAACCGCUUCACGUACAUCCUUUCGAACCUCCACUUCACGGACAAUGCAGAUGAACGGGCAGGCCAAGACAGAGCUUGGAAAAUUAGGUCAGUUGUAGAUACUCUACAACUGACCUUCAAAGCUGGGUUCAUAGCUCCAGCCGUCAUCGCGUUCGAUGAGGCGAUGAUCCCCCUCCAGAAUCAACACAAUCCGACCCGGCAGUACGUUGCGAACAAGCCCCACAAAUGGGGAACUAAACUCUUCAUGACGUGCUGCGCCCAAACUUCAUACUGCCUACGGUAA